CUUUACAAGAUUGAAUGGAAUGAAUGAAUGAACUUGACAUUUCCCGGGGCCAGAAGCAGUGGGUACGAGGGACACACACGUAUGAAAGCUCUUCCCAGGCACCUAGGAGACCCUGACCUCACAGAGAAGCUCGUCUGUUACUGAGCCCCCUACAGGCUAGGCUCCAAGGUCAGGCCAGGCCUGAUUGCACCCUGUCACCUUGACGACCAGCCUAAAGGACGGCUGGGAAAAGGCGGAGCCAAGCGAGUCAACCUCGCGAUAAUUCCUCGACCAGUGCUUUAACUCUGGGUUCUGAGCGGGACGUGUCGGAAAUAUCGCGAGACUUUGCCGCUGUCAGGGCGCCCAGGCCGGCUGUAAGGGGAGCUGAAGCUGGCGUUGAAGCUGGAGCUAGAGGUACUGCGGCAGCUGCAAGGGAACAUGUCCGACUCAGACCUUGGCAGAAAGUGGGACCGGUGCUUGGCCGACACCGUCGUGAAACUGGGUACAGGGUUUGGACUGGGAAUUGUUUUCUCACUUACAUUCUUCAAAAGAAGGAUGUGGCCAUUAGCCUUUGGUUCUGGCAUGGGAUUGGGAAUGGCGUACUCCAACUGUCAGCAUGAUUUCCAGGCCCCAUAUCUUCUGCAUGGAAAAUAUGUCAAAGAGCAGUGACUUAUGACUGAGAACAUCCCACUGGGAGGAAGAGAAAUCAUGUUUAUUCCUCAGGAAUAUUGAAGUGCCCUGGAGUAAGCUGAAAUUCUUCUAUAACAAUGUUAUCAGUAAAUGCUUUAUACUCCAGCACACUGUUUAUGUAUUUGAAACCAAGUCUGUUUCUUGUUUUGUAUUUUCUCUCUGGAAAUUACAAGAAGGUGGUCUUAGGAGAAAUAAAUUAAAUGAAAAUAG
This is a messenger RNA of Monodelphis domestica (gray short-tailed opossum), 879 nucleotides long. It is a transcript of the gene MICOS10, whose product is annotated as mitochondrial contact site and cristae organizing system subunit 10. The record is from RefSeq and is a predicted model, not a curated record. Gene Ontology annotation, cellular component: mitochondrial inner membrane; MICOS complex; mitochondrion. Lineage: Eukaryota; Metazoa; Chordata; Mammalia; Didelphimorphia; Didelphidae.